GUUUUUCUUCAAUAAAGAAAGGGAAGAAUUCAAGAAUCCAACAAAAAGACAAAGUGCAUUAAAAAAGAAACACUUUCUCAACUCUUAAAUUGAAAUCAAUAGAUCGAAAUCAUCAUUUUUUGUGAUCAAAACCAGGCUUUUUACCUGUAAACUACAAGCUUAACAUUCAUGAUUCUACAAAAUUAUGGCCACUUGAUCUGAGAACCAAAAGCCAACAUCGGAUUCAGACAGAUAACAUGUAGAAGUCACUCUUGUAAAUGAUUGCAAAGUCAAAACCAGAACAAACGAUAUCAACUUUCAUAUUGAUUUUUCCUUCUUUUCUCUUCCAUAUUCCAACACCUGUUCUCCUCUCAUUGGACCACACUACCAUUCACUCCUAACGCCAACAACACUUUAUAAAAGCUUUCUAUUAGUUUCGUCAUUCAAACCCCCAAACCUUCAGCUUCUCCCUUGCUUUUUACAAUUAAACAACCUUUCAUGGGAGACAGCAGGGAACCUUUGGUGGAUCGAACUAAGUUCACAAGAUCCAUUUCUCAUGCACAAGACGAGUUACGAAGCUUUAGAACAUACCUAAGAUGGAUGUGUGUUGACCAAUCCAAUAUUUGGAGGGCUUGUCUAUCUUGGUUUUUGUUCAUUUUUUUGGGACUUGUUGUUCCAGCUGUGUCUCAUUGUUUCUUAGCUUGUUCCACUUGUGAUGCUAGACAUGCAAGGCCUUAUGAUUGGGUAGUUCAGCUGUCUUUGAGCAGUGUUGCAGCUAUGUCUUUUGUUUGUUUGACGAGGUUUGUGAAAAAGUAUGGUUUGAGGAGGUUCUUGUUUUUUGAUAAGCUUUGUGAUGAAAGUGAGACUGUUCGGAAAGGACACACUGGUCAGCUCAAUAGAUCACUGAAGAUUGUAUCAAUUUUCGUUCUGCCAUGUUUCAUAGCUGAGACUGCAUACAAAGUAUGGUGGUAUGCCUCAGGUGCUUCCCAAAUUCCUUUCUUAGGCAUUGUCUGGCUGAGUGACACAGUAGCCUGCAUCAUGGAGUUGUGGUCAUGGCUCUAUCGCACAACAGUCUUCUUCCUCGUUUGUGUUCUCUUCCGCCUAAUCUGCAACCUCCAGGUUCUCCGACUCCAGGACUUUGCUAAGGUUUUCCAAGUUGAUUAUGAUGUUGGUUCUGUCUUGUCUGAACACCUGAGGAUCAGGAGGCACUUGAGGAUCAUCAGCCAUAGAUAUCGAGCUUUUAUAUUAUGGUGCCUGAUCUUGGUCACAGGCAGCCAAUUCACUUCAUUGCUUGUCACUACAAAGGCUAAUUCUGAUUUGAAUAUUUAUAAAGCUGGAGAACUUGCUAUGUGCUCUAUAACUCUUGUCACAGGGCUUUGUAUAUUAUUACGAAGUGCGACAAAGAUAACGCAUAAAGCGCAAUCUGUCACAUGCCUUGCUGCAAAGUGGCAUGUUUGUGCAACAUUAGAUUCAUUUGAUGCAAAUGAUGGUGAGACGCCAAGGACUCCGGCCAUCCAUGGCCAUCAAUCCUUUCCUCAUAUGGGUACAGAUGGGGAAUCUGACGGUGAGGACGCUGGUGAUGAAGAAGAUGACAUAGACAACAACAAGCUGAUCCCAGCUUAUGCUUAUAGUACCAUCUCAUUCCAAAAGAGACAAGCUUUAGUAACAUAUUUUGAGAAAAAUCGAGCUGGGAUUACAAUCUAUGGCUUCACUCUAGAUAGGAGUACUCUUCACACCAUUUUCGGCAUUGAGCUAUCUCUUGUUUUAUGGUUGCUCGGAAAGACCAUUGGUAGUCUUUAAUUUCUUGAGAGAAACUUUAUGCAUACCAUAUUUGGGAAUUUUCUUCAGCAUGGGAGAGGGUUUUCUAAAGGUUUUGGUUUUUUUUUUUAGAACUUUGCGU
Molecule: messenger RNA, 1879 nt
Organism: Durio zibethinus
Lineage: Eukaryota; Viridiplantae; Streptophyta; Magnoliopsida; Malvales; Malvaceae
Source: RefSeq, a predicted model, not a curated record